Molecule: messenger RNA, 2171 nt
Organism: Clunio marinus
Lineage: Eukaryota; Metazoa; Arthropoda; Insecta; Diptera; Chironomidae
Source: the annotation of a GenBank genome assembly
GACUUCCACAGUACGAGGAAACCAAACAGCAACAAUUUCAUAGUCGUAAUUUCAAAUCUUUUUGAAACUUUUUAAACAAAAAGAUUUAAGAAUGGAAAAUGAAAUUGAAAACGAGGCUUCCACAACAAUUGCUGAGGCUUCACUUCCGUCUCCUCAACAAUCCCCAGUUCGUGAAUCCCGGAGUCGUUCAAAAUCGAAUGAUUCAAUGAAAUCACAUAGUUCAAGCAAACAUUCUGACAACAACAGAUCCAGAAGCAACAGCCGUUCCCCCAUUCACUCUGAUAGCAACAGAAAAUCAAGAUCACCAACGAAUAAAGGAUCAAAAUCAAGAAGUCAUUCACCAAAAAGUCCUGUUGAUGUUCGAAAGUCCCGAUCAAGAAGUAACUCAGCAACAUCAAAUAAAUCGCGUUCACGUUCACGAUCUAAGUCAGGAAGCGUUGAUAGAAAAUCACGUUCCAGAUCUAGAAGCAAGUCAGUUGGCUCAAAGAAAUCGAAAAGUUCAUCAAGAUCAAGAUCAAGAUCAGGUUCGGGAAGUCGUUCACGAAGUGGUUCUCGUCGCAGCAGAAGUGGAUCCCGACGAAGCCGGAGUGGAUCCAGACGAAGCCGAAGUGGAUCCAGACGAAGCCGAAGUGGAUCUCGACGAAGCCGAAGCGGCUCUCGUAGAAGCAGAAGUGGAAGUAGAUCAAGUCGAAGCCGUAGUGGUUCAGCUGCUUCAAAGCGCAGUCGAAGCAGAUCGACAUCUUCCAGACGAUCUCGUUCAAAAAGUGGUUCGCCUGCAUCUAAACGUAGUCGCAGUGGAUCCGCAGCAUCAAAACGAAGUCGAAAUGCACGCAGCAAAAGUUCUUCAAGUAGUCGAUCACGUUCGGGAAGUGCAAAACGAAGUCGAUCAGGAUCGCCAUCCCCUCGAAAGAAACGAGCAAUACUCAGUGAUUCUGAAGAUGAAAAUGGAGAACCAGACGUUAAAAAGUCACGUCUAAAGAUCACCGAUUCUGAUCAUGAAGGUGAAGAACCAGCAGGCGAAGGUGGGACCGAAGAAGGUGCUGCAAAAGCUGCAGGAGGUUCAAGCGACGAUGAAGGUGUUAAUGACCGCGGUGCCGUUGGUCGAUCAUUUGCUUCUGACUUUGACGAAAUCCUUGCACGAUGCCGUGAAGGGAAAACUCGACGACGAAAACGUGGCGAUAUUAGUUUAAUUAAUGACAAUGAUGAUUUGAUAGCACAACUCUUGCAAAACAUGCGUUUGGCAGCUGAAGAAGAUCGCGAAUUGAAUUUAGAGAACCGUCCAGCUACGAAGAAAAUUUCAAUGUUGAAGUCAGUUAUGAGUCAGCUGAUCAAACGUGAUUUACAAUUAGCAUUUCUUGAGCAUAAUGUUUUGAAUGUGUUAACUGAUUGGCUUGCUCCAUUGCCAAAUCGAAGCUUACCGUGCUUGCAAAUACGUGAAAGUAUUUUAAAACUUCUCUCAGAUUUUCCAACAAUUGAUAAAUCUUAUUUGAAGCAGUCUGGGAUCGGGAAAGCUGUGAUGUACCUUUAUAAACAUCCGAAAGAAACAAAAGAGAAUCGUGAAAGAGCUGGAAGAUUAAUUUCUGAAUGGGCACGUCCAAUCUUUAAUCUUCAAACUGACUACAAAGCUUUGACACGCGAAGAACGUCAACAACGAGAUUUAGAGCAAAUGCCUAAAAAGCGACGAAAGAGUCCAGAAGCUGGAAGUGGAAAGCGUAAAGAAAUGUCGUUCAAUCAGCAAGAAGAGAAGACACUUAGACCUGGUGAUAAAGGCUACGUCGCAAGAGCUCGCGUUCCGAUGCCUUCCACCAAGGACUACGUCAUCCGACCUACUUCAACAAACGAUGUUGACAUGACUAGAAUUUCCAAAAAGAAGCCUAAUCGCUAUGAAAAGCAUAUGAAGAAGUUCUUAGAUGCGAAACGAAUGAAAAAUAUGAAAGGUUAUUCACAAAUUUCUAUUGAGGGUCGUAAAAUGGCUUUGUAAAAGAUUUUUCAUACAAAAUUAAUAAAAAGUUUUAACAGUUUAUUGAAAACUUCAAUCAAUAAACAUUUUAAUUAGUUUUUCAUAAUACCUAACUCAUAAUUGUGAAUUUUAUUCUUGGUGAUUACGAGAGUUUUUGUGAGAUUUUCAGAGAAGGAAAUUAUUGAGAAAAUGAUGUAAGGAAAACUUGAAU